This is a messenger RNA of Meloidogyne enterolobii, 446 nucleotides long. NCBI's taxonomy places the organism in Eukaryota, Metazoa, Nematoda, Chromadorea, Rhabditida, Meloidogynidae. The record is from the annotation of a GenBank genome assembly.
CGAAAAUGGCAGACGAUCUUUACGAGAAUCCUUCUCAUUUACAAGUCACUCAAAGUUCUCCAACAACGGCAUUAGCACCAACAACUGGUGACACGUCGUACAACUCGAGUGUUUACUUGAUGUCUCUGGUUGACAAACAAAUGGAACAACUUACUGAAAAGGAUAAAAUUAUUCAAACAAAGGACGAGGAAAUUAAAAAUAAAAACGCGAUCAUCGCACAGAAAGACGAAGAGAUUGCUCGUCUUAAAAGUCGCAACAUUAAGUUGGAAAUGGCUGCAAGCACUUCACGUGCUGUCUGGAAUGAAAUUUUGCCAUCUACAUCAAAAGGGACAUCUAAAGAUGCUGGAAAAGCUGAUGAUGGCAAGAACAAACCGGACGUGACUGUUAAGAAAGAUGAGCCAAAGAAGAAAUCUGAUCCUGAGGCAAAGAAGAAGGGGCAAAAAUAA